CUUCUUCUGCAGUCUAUAUAUACCCGAGUGACAAGAACAUUGAUUCAGAGAGUCGUGUGUGCCGUAUUCAAAAUGAAGUUUGUUGUGUUCUGUCUGCUCUUCGCCUUGGCGAACUGCAAGGUAUAUGAUCGGUGUGAGCUGGCAAGAAAACUGAAGGCUUCUGGACUGGAUGGGUACCGGGGAUACAGCCUGCCAAACUGGGUGUGCUUGUCAAAGUGGGAGUCCACUUACAACACUACAGCCAUCAAUCACAACUCGGAUGGAUCCACGGAUUAUGGGAUUUUCCAGAUAAACAGUCGCUGGUGGUGCGAGGAUGGAAAGACCCCACAAUCCAAGAAUGCAUGUGGCAUCUCCUGCAGCCGUGAGUAGGACUCCACCCAGAUAACCCA
Molecule: messenger RNA, 389 nt
Organism: Lepisosteus oculatus (spotted gar)
Lineage: Eukaryota; Metazoa; Chordata; Actinopteri; Semionotiformes; Lepisosteidae
Source: RefSeq, a predicted model, not a curated record